Laetiporus sulphureus 93-53 is the source of this 2085-nucleotide messenger RNA. Its product is annotated as Neutral/alkaline nonlysosomal ceramidase. Gene Ontology annotation, biological process: long-chain fatty acid biosynthetic process; ceramide catabolic process; sphingosine biosynthetic process. The record is from RefSeq and is a predicted model, not a curated record. NCBI's taxonomy places the organism in Eukaryota, Fungi, Basidiomycota, Agaricomycetes, Polyporales, Laetiporaceae. The transcript has 24 exons. Bases 1 to 2085 code for a protein of 694 amino acids. Gene Ontology annotation, cellular component: extracellular region. Gene Ontology annotation, molecular function: N-acylsphingosine amidohydrolase activity.
AUGUCAGUGGUCCCUGGUCAGUACCUCCUCGGCCUCGGCAUCGGAGACAUCACAGGCCCAGUUGUCGAGACUAACAUGAUGGGAUACGCAGAUGGACACCAAAUUGACACGGGAUUGCACAUGCGGCAGCGCAGCCGCGUAUGGAUCAUCGCCGACGCCUCCCAACCAGACAGUCGAGUCGUCUUCAUCAACGCAGAUAUCGGUAUGGGCGACACGGGCAUCCGCCGUUCGAUCGUCUCCGAGCUCUCCUCGCGAUAUCCUGGACUUUACACAAACGCGAACAUCGCACUGGUCGCGACGCACUCUCACGCCGGCGUUGGCGGGUACCUCGAGAACCUGCUGCCGCACAUCACCUCACUCGGCUACGUCAAGCAGACUGCGGACGCGAUCGUCCAGGGCACUGUCCGCGCCGUCGAGUUCGCACACGCAAGCAUGGCCCCGGGGAAGCUUAGCCUUGGGAACACCACAAUACUGGACGCGAACAUCAACCGAUCUCCCAGCGCGUACCUGGCGAACCCGCCCCAGGAAAGGGCGCGGUAUGAGUGGAAUGUCGACAAAGAGAUGACGCUGUUGCGAUUUGACGAUACCGAUGGGAAUCCGAGGGGAUUCUUGAGCUUCUUCCCGGUGCAUGGGACAAGCCUGUAUCAGAAUAACACUCUCGUCAGCGGCGAUAAUAAAGGCAUGGCUGCAUACCUCUAUGAAGCGAUGGUCGAGCCAUCAGCAAUGCCAGGCAACACUACGUUUGUAGCAGGAUUCACUCAAUCAAACGUCGGUGACACAAGUCCGAACACUCUAGGAGCGGUCUGCCAGAGUCCUGGGAAACCCUGGGACGGUGAGCCGUGCAAUUUUGAACACUCGACAUGCGGGAAUCGGACACAGGAUUGUCGUGGGAGAGGACCCAGUUUCCGCAUCUCCGACUUCGAGUCGAACCGGAUCAUUGCGCAACGACAAGUGGACGGUGCGAAGACCCUCAUGGGUCAGGAACUGUCCCCUAUUGUCGGUCCGGUAAAGGCUGUGCACGCUUACCUUGACAUGACGUUCCGUACCUUUGCCUUACCGGACGGUACGAAGGCACAGACAUGUCCUGCUGCGCUAGGAUUCUCAUUUGCUGGAGGGACCACCGACGGGCCGGGUAAGUUUGACUUUAUCCAGGGAGAUAACUCGACGUCGCAUAAUCCUUUCUGGGACUUUGUAAAGGAUGCGGUGACGCCCCCGUCGCCCCCGGAGCAGAUCUUGUGCCACUAUCCGAAGCCUAUCCUUCUCGACACGGGGUACGCGCGCAAACCAUACCCAUGGUCGCCGAAUACCGUGGACGCGCAGAUACUGCGCGUCGGCAACCUCGUGAUGCUGAUCAUGCCCGGGGAGCUGACGACUAUGGCUGGGCGGCGCAUGCGGUCAGCGAUCCGCUCGGAACUGAUCUCUUCCGGCAUGCUCGGCGAGGAUGCCUACGUCGUCGUCGCAGGCCCCGCGAACACGUACGGUCAUUACGUCACGACGCGCGAAGAGUAUGCCGUGCAACGCUAUGAGGGCGCGUCAACGAUAUUUGGGCCUUAUACACUCGACGCGUACAUGCAUGAAUACGGCAAGUUGGUUCCGUACCUCGAUACGGGUGCGACGGGAACCCCACCGUCUGACCCGGCGCCAGUGGACUUGACAAGCAAAGUGAUCUCAUUGCAGCUGCCCGUAAUACAAGACAAUCCAUCUCUGUCGAAAAGCUUCGGUGAGGUACUAAUAGAUGUGAACACAGAGUCUCCAUACCAUGCUGGAGACAGGGUGGCAGCACAGUUCGUAGGAGCGAAUCCGAGGAAUAACUUGCGUCUUGAGGAGACGUUCUUGACGGUCGAUAGGCUCAUGGACGAGCAAUGGGUCCCCGUGAGAUCAGAUUCGCACCCAUCGACGACAUAUCAUUGGGAAAGGACCAACGUGCUGUUCGGCGUCAGUACUGUGGACAUCGCAUGGUAUGGGGUGAUCGAGCCCGGCAUCCCUGCUGGCACCUAUCGUCUAUCCUAUUACGGAGACGCGAAACACCUCAUGGGUUCGAUUACACCUUUCAUCGGGUACUCUUCCAUUUUCAUUGUUGCUUGA